CCCAAAGAUCCCGGAUUGCAAGGACCUUGCACACGGCGUAGCAUGAAUAAAACAAAACUUCCUGCUAAAUAGUGGUCGAACAGACAAAGCGGUGUGGAUUCAGUACGAAGAUAUUCGACUAAAGCAAAAAUACAUUACACCAAUGUUAGAUCAGGGCUCUAUGGCCAGGGCACACCGAGAGGAGGCUAAAGGGGGCGGCCGGUGGCUGAAAAUGAGUGUCCGGACAGCCUCCCCAGACGAAGAGAGUGAAGAUAUGUCAGGAGGACGUGGCUCAGCAGACAUGGAUGACUUGCAGGACCUGCCUGAACUGCCGAUCAAGAAGGCAAGGCAUGAGCUCAACGUUGGACUGGAUAAAGAGCCACGGGGAUUGGGUGGUGAUGACCAGAGCCCCCCUACUCUCUUGGGCUCAGGAGAUCAGGAUGACUCCUUCUCCUCCUUGUCUAAUGCCCAGCUUGAUGGAGGGAGCAGGGACCAGUCUGGUUCAGACAGAGGAGGAGCAGGGCCUCAGGCUUGUGACGAGUCCAUGAACCCCUACACACACACUGCGGUGACCUGCAAAGAGCUCACCAUGACAACAGCCUCUGAAUAUAACUCCCACAUCUACCAUGGAAGCAGCCCAGCCGUCACGUCGUACAGCAGCCAGGUGGCCUUCCCUCCUCUGACCCAGUCCACUGUGUACACCGCCUUCCCCCAGGCAGGACAGACCUACGGCCUCCCACCAUUCGGUGCUAUGUGGCCAGGCGUUAAGACAGAGACAGGGCUGCCUGAUGCAGUGCCUUCUGUUGGCCAGCCUGGGUUUCUCAGCUUCAGCUCUGCAUAUACCUCAACCCAGCCAGGCCAGGUGCACUAUUCAUACCCCAGCCAAGGCUCCAGUUUCACUACAUCCAGUGUGUACACUAACAUCCCCUCAGCUACCACGGCUACACCUACAGUGACUCACCAGGAGUUCAGCAGCUAUAACUCUCUGGGCCAGGCCCAGUUCCCUCAGUACUAUGCCCCGCCUCCUAGCUACUUGCUCGCCGGCCAGCCCAAUAGCGAAGGGAAUGGAUCCGGUGUGGGUGUGGCUGGCUAUCCAGCCAUCAAGACGGAGGGCAGUGCCUCCGCUGGACUGCCCAGCACUACAGACGCAUCUCCACGUGAGAACCUCCCGACCGGAGUGGCCCUCCCGGCAGGCGUGGCUCUCCCCACGGGGGCCCGGGACCAGGAUGAGGCAGGGAGGAGGAACCCUGCUGGCAAGGCCAAGGGGAAGGCCAAGAAAUCAGACAGCAACCAGCCCACUGACAACGACCUUGAGAGAAUCUUUCUCUGGGAUCUGGAUGAGACAAUCAUCAUUUUCCACUCUCUGCUCACCGGCUCCUUCGCUCAGAAGUUUGGCAAGGACCCUGCCACAGUACUGAACCUGGGUCUUCAGAUGGAGGAGCUGAUCUUUGAGCUGGCAGACACACACCUGUUUUUCAAUGACCUGGAGGAGUGUGACCAGGUCCAUGUUGAAGACAUGGCUUCUGAUGACAAUGGACAGGAUCUGAGCACCUAUAACUUCCUGGCGGACGGCUUCAACGGCCCCAGUGGUGGAGGGGCCCCAGGGGCCACUACUGGAGUCCAGGGUGGAGUGGAGUGGAUGAGGAAACUGGCCUUCCGCUACCGUCGUCUAAAGGACCUCUACAACGGAUACAAAUGCAAUGUGGGAGGCCUGCUGAGUCCCAUGAAGAGGGAGCUGCUCCUUCGACUGCAGUCUGAGAUGGAAAAUGUGACGGACGCCUGGCUCAGUACGGCACUCAAAUCCUUGCUGCUCAUCCAGUCCAGGUCAGCACAAGGUAAGUGUAUGAAUGUCCUGGUGACGACCACCCAGCUGGUGCCUGCUCUGGCCAAGGUGCUGCUCUACGGCCUGGGGGACGUCUUCCCCAUAGAGAACAUCUACAGUGCCACCAAGAUAGGGAAAGAGAGCUGCUUUGAGCGCAUCGUCUCUCGCUUUGGGAAGAAGGUGACCUAUGUGGUGGUAGGAGAUGGCCGUGAUGAGGAAUUUGCAGCAAAACAGCACAACAUGCCUUUCUGGCGUAUCUCCACCCACGGGGACCUAGUAUCCCUGCACCAAGCUCUGGAGCUAGACUUCUUGUAGAGCGGAAGGGAUAGAGGUCUGACACAGAGGGAAACAGUCAGUCACACCACUGUUCGCUUGUGGAGUGACUUAUUUUCUUUAUUAUUAUUAGGUACUUGGCUCCACCCCAGCCCUCUGAAAUACACACACACACCUGCUGGCCCUAGUGAGUUACUCUUGCCCCAGUGUGAUGGCCAUGGACUGAACUGAGGUGGACUUGGGGAUGGCAGUGGUUGGGAAGCAGACUGGACAGAUAUACUCUCUGAUGCAGGGCUCCUGCCCAGCAGCACUCUCCCUAUGGCAGCUAUCCUGGCACUGGGGCACAGCUGUCAGAGAGGACACAACUAAAGGGAAGAAGACAAACCUCUGGCUCCACAACUCACAGGCUGUUGUUCCUCUGGGUUCAUCCCAAAUGACACCCUAUUCCCUAUGCAGUGCACUACUUUUGACUAAGUAGUGACUAUAUAUGGAAAAGGGUGCCAUUUGGGAUGCACACUGUCUCAUUCGUGGAUUGACCAAAGCAAAGGUCUGCAGCACUGUCGGGCAUCACGGACGGACGCUUUGGAUUGUUUUAGAGCCCUCGGUAGCUAUACAUGAAAGGAUAAUGUCACAAAAUGAAUUAUUUUUCUAAUUUUGGGGUUAUUUUGCACUCAUUCCAAAGCUUGAAAACAGGAUUCAAUGUUACUGAGGCAGCAUUGAUUGGGGUUGGGAAUUGUUUUAGUUUUUCUAAGCAUAUGAUGAGAUGGCUACUUAGGAAUGACCUUCAAUUGCCUUCUGGAUGUAACCUUUCUACUAGUUAUACUCUAGUACUGACAAUGUCCUCCAUGGAGAUAGAAUGUUGUGCUCAUUAUAAAACCACCCUUCUCUCAGCUGUCCCGACCUCUCCACUGUGUCAGACUUCAACAGCCUAACAGUCUUCUGUGGUCAUUUUACAUAAACUGAUGUGUGGCAAAGACAAUGACUCAAUGAAGAACCUAGCCUGUAUUUCACUGCAUGAUAUCUAUGGACCCCAGGUUGCUCUAUAUUAUUACCUAAGAUAAGCCAAACCAGGCCUUUCUGUAAAUUAACUUUAAAAGACUAAGGAUGGGCCUUCAAAACAAUGUGUAAUUUCUUCAGCAUUGUACUGAAGUUCAAUGUGUGUACAUGUAUAAAUAACCUUUUAGAAGCUGUCCCCACUGGGCUAACUGUUCCUCCGAGCACAGCCCUAAGUGUCCUUGAAUUCCUGCAAAGGGACUUAAACUUGACAAAUAGCAUUUAAAAGCAGUUUGCUGAAAGGAAUGGCAAAUGGCACAAUCCAAUCACAUGUUGUUUAAGAUACAGUGCAAUUGUUGUUAUUGUUCAAUACUGGAAAUUAUGUUAGACCAAGUCACAGGAGGUUUGUCUGGUCAAUCUGGUCCUGAUUACCUCACAUGGCAGAUAUUUUCCAUCAAAGAUCAACUGCUUGAGUCAUUGAUAAAUGGAAAUGUGUGUAGGUCGCAAUUGUAAAAUCAAUCUUUAGCUGAUUUGCAUGGUGCGGGUCACACAAACCCAGAUACCAUUAUUUCAAUGUGGUGGGUAACUUACCAAAAAUAUGUGUUGAUUUAUUUCCCAAGUGUUUCCCACAUUUUCCAAAUACCACAGAUGUUCCUAUCGUCACAUUUUGAAUAGAGAAACAGCAGCAUACAAAGAUAUGUCCCCAAGUUGGUAAUUCAUCUGUGAACUAGCUGGGGUGCCCAAAAAAUAUACAGCCGCUGUCUGUUUGCAGUGUAGUCAGUCGAUCUACCCUCAUCAUUAUACAUAUUGGGAGGGGGGGAUGACAGGGAUGACCGUGCAAUACAUUUCUCGUCAGUGGUAACGGUAUGCCUGUUAUUAACUGGUCUAUAUUUCAAGGGACAUUUUGUUGCCGCAUGUAGCUAGCUGGUCAAGAGAGGUGGUUAGAGGGUUGAUAUUAUUAAACCUUGGUCUGUGUGAGAUUAUGACUAAACAAUACUGAGCCUGAAGAAGAUUUGGCAAAUUUACACACCCCUGCAGCUUGACCGUUAAGAAUGUGUUCUUUGUGUAUUUGUUUGCAUCUUUCUAGAGUGUCUUGUACAUAUUUGUAUUGUGCCUUUUUAGCCAUCUAUAUUGUAUAUGAAUAUAUCAUCUCUAAGGGAAAUACUUAAGUUGUGUUAAAUGCAUUUAUCAAACAUGGUUGUUGUUACACUUUAGUUUAAGUGUUAUUUUACUACUCAUAUCUUUUUUUUUUUACCGUCAUUAAUCGGUGCUGAAAUCUUUUAUUUGUAACUCAGUAGCACUGAAAAGCUUACUGUAUGUGAAUAAUGUCUUUUUUUCCUUUUGAAUCAGUUUUAUUUUCUUGUUUUGAUUGUCCUGCCGAUGACAAAUGUUACAGCGGAAAUUCUCUCCUUUUAAAGACGAUUCGCAGCUUUGUUCACCAAGUCAUCGCAUCCUUCCCUUUGUUGAAAACUGAAUCCCAAUGCUGUCAUGUAGCAUUUCUGAGUCGCUGUGACUGGCUUUUACCGCUUAGACAAUCAAAUCUGUAUCACAUGGUACUUGAAUGGUGCCCAGAUCCACCACCUACGGUGAAGCAUGUACAUAGACUUGCAGUAUGUUUGGUGUAUGUUCUCCUAAAACAGUACAUGUUACUACCUAAUGGAGUUGAGAGGAAAUGGAUGCAUUGUAAAAUGAUGAAUUAGAUCCUUUAGAAUGGAAGGGUGUCAUGGACAUGGCAUUUUGUGAAGUUGACACACAUUUGGAAGUCAGCAUACCCAAACCCAAAUCCCUUUUAUUGUUUUGUUUUUUAUUGUUGAACUGUUCAUUAGAUCAUCUUUAGUUUUGUUUGCCUUUCACCCUUUUGAUUGGUAUGAUUUAGUUUAUCUUAGGUGUUUACGGUGCAUGUAUUUCUAUCAGUGAAGGUUUCUGAUUUAAAGUACUCUGUUGCUAAACAAGUUGAUUGUUACAAAAAAAAGCUGUGUCUGCUUUUUACAUUUCCCUUAGUUUUUAGUCUUCAACACAAAUCCAUGUACAAUUUUAUAAGUGCAUUUUGACAAGUCUCUGUUGGCUGUCAUGUAGUUAUUUACAUUUCAAAUGCAAGGAGCUAUGAAGGCACAGCUUUGUAGGGACAUAUCUGGCUCAACUUGAUCAUGUUAUUUCUUGAAUACUCAGCUAGUGUGACGAUCUUCUGUAGAAAAAAAGCCUUGACGAUAAAACAUGUAAGGGAUGUGUUUUCCCACCCCACUUUUUUUGUCUGGGACCAGAACACUGUUGAAGGCCCAAUAAGGUUGUCCUGUGUAUAAUAACACUCAAGGCAAUUGUAAAUACAAAUAAAAUGACUUUGCAAGUG
Molecule: messenger RNA, 5414 nt
Organism: Oncorhynchus tshawytscha (Chinook salmon)
Lineage: Eukaryota; Metazoa; Chordata; Actinopteri; Salmoniformes; Salmonidae
Gene: eya3
Product: EYA transcriptional coactivator and phosphatase 3
Exons: 19
Coding region: 143-2116 (657 amino acids)
Biological process (GO): positive regulation of DNA repair; multicellular organism development; cell differentiation
Cellular component (GO): nucleus
Molecular function (GO): protein tyrosine phosphatase activity
Source: RefSeq, a predicted model, not a curated record